Messenger RNA from Blastocystis hominis, 960 nucleotides. RefSeq lists its product as hypothetical. Gene Ontology annotation, cellular component: ribose phosphate diphosphokinase complex; cytoplasm. The transcript has 2 exons. Gene Ontology annotation, biological process: purine nucleotide biosynthetic process; 5-phosphoribose 1-diphosphate biosynthetic process. NCBI's taxonomy places the organism in Eukaryota, Bigyra, Opalinata, Blastocystidae. The record is from RefSeq and is a predicted model, not a curated record. Gene Ontology annotation, molecular function: ribose phosphate diphosphokinase activity; magnesium ion binding. Bases 1 to 960 code for a protein of 319 amino acids.
AUGAUUCUCUCAGGCAGUUCGAAUCCUGAGCUCUCGGAAGAAGUGGCGGCGAGGAUCGGAACGAAAUUGGGAGCGUGCAGAACCGGACAUGCUGCUGAUGGGAAAGUCUUCAUCGAAAUCGAUGAAGACAUCCGCGGGAAAGAUGUUUUCAUCAUUCAAUCGACGUGUCCGCCGGAUAUUAAUGACAAACUCAUGGAGUUGAUGCUGAUGAUUAGCACUUGUCGCAGAGCGAGUGCGCGAGAAGUCACGAGCAUUGUUCCCUACUUCGGAUAUGCGCGGCAGAACCGCAGACAAUCCAAGCGUGUCGCCAUCUCAGCUGCAGAUGUGGCUCGACUUCUGGAGGCGAUGGGAGUCGAUCGGAUUGUAUCCGUUGAUCUCCGCUGCGGCCAGAUCCAAGGAUUCUUCGGUCCUUUCAUUCCUGUGGAUGAUCUUCCAGGAAGUUGUGUAGGAGUGGACUAUUUUGCCAAAAUGGAAUUGGAGAAACCAGUAAUCGUGUCAUACAACGCUGGACAUGUUUUUCGCGCCAAGCAAUUUCGAGAUGGGUUAAUGUCCAAGCACGAUGUUGAUGCAGGCGUUGCAAUGGUGAUAAAACAGGAAAGUUUCCAACAUGAAAACAGCUUUUUGAACCUGGUGGGAAAUGUGGAUGGCUCGGAUUGUAUUCUUGUGGAUGACUUAAUUGACACGUCCGAAGCUUUGUGUGCUGCUGCAAAGGUUCUAAAGGAGCAUGGCGCACGUCGUGUUUACGCGUUUGCUUCCCAUGGACUCUUUUCCAAAGAUGCCAACACGCUGAUUAGAAAUUCAGAACUAGAGAAGGUCGUCGUGUUGAACACGGUUCCCCUGUCGAAACAAUCCAGGGAAAAUGAAAAAAUAGAGCAGUUGUCGAUCGCAGCGUUGCUGGCAGAUGCUGUUUGCGCGAUUAGUGAAAAGCGAUCUGUUUCAGAGCUUACAAAAAGGCGAUAA